Heterocephalus glaber (naked mole-rat) is the source of this 3142-nucleotide messenger RNA. RefSeq names its product transmembrane protein 38B (gene Tmem38b). Gene Ontology annotation, molecular function: identical protein binding; potassium channel activity. Gene Ontology annotation, cellular component: membrane. Gene Ontology annotation, biological process: potassium ion transmembrane transport. Lineage: Eukaryota; Metazoa; Chordata; Mammalia; Rodentia; Bathyergidae. The record is from RefSeq and is a predicted model, not a curated record.
GCCUUGCGACAAAGCGCGCUGCCGCGGCCGUCCCCUCCCCCUCCCCCGCCGCGCCGGAGGGGAGCCUGUGGCCGGGGCGGGCUGCCGCGGUCGGUAGUCGCCAUGGACUCUUCGUGGGAUGACCUGACGCUGACCUUCUCCCACACGUCCAUGUUCCCCUUUUUUGACAUCGCCCACUACCUAGUGUCCGUGAUGGCAAUGAAACACCAGCCGGGAGCAGCAGCAAUAGCACGAAAAAAUCCUGUUUCCAGCUGGCUCACUGCUAUGCUCCAUUGCUUUGGUGGGGGAAUUUUAUCCUGUAUACUGCUUGCAGAGCCUCCAUUGAAGUUUCUUACAAACCAUACUAAUGUUUUACUGGCAUCUUCAAUCUGGUAUAUUAUAUUUUUUUGCCCAUGUGACCUAGUUUCCCAGGCCUAUUCAUUCCUACCUGUUCAACUUUUGGCUGCUGGAAUGAAGGAAGUGACCAGGACUUGGAAAAUAGUAGGUGGAGUCACACAUGCUAAUAGCUAUUACAAAAAUGGCUGGAUAGUCAUGAUAGCUAUUGGAUGGGCCCGAGGUGCAGGUGGUACCAUAGUGACAAAAUUUGAGCAGUUGGUAAAAGGAGAUUGGAAACCAGGAGGUGAUGAAUGGCUGAAGAUGUCUCAUUUGUUUCUAUAUCUUGGCGACUAUGAAUACUGCAGCAAUGAAUUUGGGAGUACAGAUGUCUUUAGAAGCGCUUCCAAGUUAACCAUGCUGGGGUCAGUUAUCUUCACGUUUCAGCACACCGAGCAUCUGGCAAUAUCAAAGCAUAGUCUUAUGUUCUUUUAUACCAUCUUUCUUGUGACCGCAAAGAUAACCAUGAUGAUGACAGAGACUUCUUCUGUGACUCUUGGUCCUUUUGAGGAUACACUGAGUCGAAUGCUGUUUGGCUGGCAGAAACAGUUUUCAUGGUGUGAAACAAAACUAUCUUCCAAUGGCACUGGUUCAUCGGCCUCAAAACCUGUACCUGAUGCUUCACAGAAUGUUAAAAAGAAGCAUAAUAAGAAGACUGAAUAAAUUUAUUUGAUGAGCUCUAGAAGGCAAAAAGUAUAUUUUUUUCUUCCUAUCAGAUUGUGGUAAUAUUUCUAUGUAAAUGAUGUGAAAUAAAGAGUAUAUAUAAGAAAUAGUGACAAAAAGAAAGAAAUUCUUUCUGUUUCAUGGAGAUUACCAUUUUCUUGGAUUGUAAUUUUGAGUGUUAGGUGUAUAUUCAGUGAAUUUAUUUUUCUGAUAUUAAACAUUCUCUUAGGAUUAUUAUUACUAUUUUUGCAGUACUGAAGAUUGAACUCAUGGGCACUCUGCCAUAGAGUUAAAUAUCUCCAACCCUUCAAAGUUUGUUGUUUUUUUUUUUUUAAUUUUGAAACAAGGUCUCACUAAGUUGCCCAGGCUGCCAUUAAACAUGCAAAUCUCCUGCUUCAGUCUCCUCAGUAGCUGGGAUUACUGAUGUGCCCAAUUCUUAUGAUUAUUUGAAUAGUUUUAUAAUAAAAGAAGUGUAGUUUUUUAGAUCUAGAAAAAGUAUAGCUAUUAUGGCAAAAUUACAAAACCUAAAGCUUAAAAAGCCUAGAUAUUUUCAUAGUUUAAAGUCUGAAUCUAUUUGAGCUUUAUUUACUGGAAUUAAACUUUUAUUUCCCAUUACCAUUAUAAUUCCUAGGUAUAGAAAACAAUUCCUGUUUAAUUUUGAGCACUUACAGCAGUAAACAUUUCCUAAAGCAUUUUCUAAAGCAUUGUAUUCAAAUGAAAAUAAAUUGCUAGUUUAUAUUUGAUAUGUAAAGGUAAUUUUGCCCACAUUAAAUGGAAAAUACUUGAAAUUUAGUUUUAUUUCUAGUAGUACUUUUCAGUGAGAACACAGCAUUAAUAUGAGUCUCAAUAUGAAGUCUAUUCAUACCCUUGUAUUAAAAACUCCUGGUUUUUUUUUUGUGUGUGUGUGUGUGGGUACACAAUUUUAAUGUUACUAACUCCAUAUUUUUUAAUUUUCAUUUUGGAAGUUUUUUCUUUUUCUUUCUCCUUAAAACAUAUUUGUUUCAACUAUAGGAGAAACCCUUCUCCACAUUUCACAUGUUGUUUCUGGCCUUAAUUGGUAUGAAUACAUUACUGAUUAUUUGUGUGUGUGUGUGCGUGUGUGUGUGUGUGUGUGUGUGUGUGUGUGUGUGUUACUGGGGAUGGAUGGAGCUCAGGGCCUUCACAACUGAGCUACAUCUGCAGCCCUUUUAUAACAUUUUAUUUUGAGACAGCAUCUCACUAAGUUGCUGAAUUGCCCUGGCUGGAUUUGAACUUGUGACCCUCCUACUUCAGCCUCUCAGAAUCCUGAGAUUACAGGCUUGCACUACCACAUGUGCCUUGAUGGUAGUUAUCUUAAUGAUUCAACAAAAAGUAUUAUCUCUAUUUAAAAUUUUCCUUCUGCAUGUCCUUUGUUGUGGCUCUUUUUUUUAGUUUUCUGUUUGAACAUCUUUUGCUAACUUUUUGUGUUAUGUUUUGUCUUAAUCUAUACACACAUAUUAUUAAUAUGUAAAUACUUGUCUUUAAUGAGAAUUGUCUUUGCACAUUUGCACAUUACAUUAGUAAUCAGCUAACAAAGAAGAAACAGAAACUGAAACCUCAUAUGGUUAUCUGUUUAAAUGAAGAAUGAUGACAUUAGGUCUGGCUUCUUACUGGCAGUGGAAAGGAAACAGGAAAGGGUACUAAAUGAUGUUAUAUUUUUUUUCUUUAUUUUAUGGUUUAAAAGUCGUUAUGACAUUAAAACUUUGUGACAUGAUUUCUUAUAACAAAACCACUUACGACCUGUAUCAAGUAGUUUUGGAUGGGUUAGAGAUACUCAAAUCAUAUUCAAAUUGAAAGCUUUUUGUUUUUAAAAUUUUAACUUAUAAACACCAGCAGAGACUAUAGUUUUACUUGCUUAAGAAGAAACAUGGGAGGUACUUAUAAUAAACUUGGAUUGCUAAGAAGUUGAUUUUUAAUCCUGUGAUAGCUUUAAAUUGAAUUCUGUAUUUGAUAUUAAAAACUUUUCCAAGUUAACAUGUUAUUGUUUAUUGGCCAGUUUUAAAGUUUGAAUUUAACUGUAGUUGAAAUAGUAGGAAUCUUGUUUUACACUUGUAUUAAAGAUAAAAUAAAAUAAGUUAUUUAGCACCAA